Molecule: messenger RNA, 1103 nt
Organism: Biomphalaria glabrata
Lineage: Eukaryota; Metazoa; Mollusca; Gastropoda; Planorbidae
Product: nucleoside diphosphate-linked moiety X motif 17-like
Exons: 7
Coding region: 146-1054 (302 amino acids)
Biological process (GO): NAD+ catabolic process; NADP+ catabolic process
Cellular component (GO): cytosol
Molecular function (GO): NADH pyrophosphatase activity
Source: RefSeq, a predicted model, not a curated record
GAAAUUUAAAAAAAAAACAAAAACUUGGGCUGAGCAAAAGAUGUGAUCUCUUCAUCUCUAGACUAGAAUCUAGAGAAUUAAGAUGUAAUAUAGAUCUAUAGAGUCUAGAUCUAAUCUAAAAUCGUUUAGAUGUCUAUUUCACAGUAUGUCUUAUAUUCAUCAUCGCAGAAUUCUUGUGAGCCUUCUGACACCACCACUAGGUGAAAGAUUUGCUGACUUUUCAGAGUGUAUCCUGUGUCAUUUUGGCUACAAGGAGGACCAUGGCUAUCUCAAUGUUGACUUAAAGGAAAAUAAACUUAUUUUAAGUAACACAGGACACGAUGAAAGAGAGAAGAUUUUAAUUAAACAUCCAGCCUUUUGUCCAGCUAAACAUCUAACAUCUGACAUUACUCACUCACUACCUGAAGAAAUCAGAACUCGAGGUGUAGAUGUGGGAGUGGCUAUUAUCUUGGAAUCUUCUGAUGGAAAAAUUCUUUUGACACGAAGAGCACCACAUCUGAGUACUUUUCCUGGAGUUUGGGUUCCACCAGGUGGUCACUUAGAAGAAAAUGAAAGUCUAUUAGAUGCUGGAUUGAGAGAAGUACAGGAAGAGACUGGAAUACAUUUAGAAAAGUCUGACUUCAUAAAUCAAAAGUCAGAAAUAAUAGGAUUAUGGGAGUCUGUCUACCCACCGAUGCUCUCACUAGGCUUACCUACUCGGCACCAUAUAGUUGUCUAUUUCCAUGCUCAACUCAAAGAUGGAUUAACUGCUGAUGAAAUGGAGAAACUGAUCAAGUUUGAGCCUGCCGAGGUUGAUGCAUGUGUUUGGUUAAACAGAGAGGUUAUAAAUGCCAUUGCCCAGUCUCAUGAAGGUCCAGUGAGUGAUUCAACUAUCCAGCCACUACCACUUGUUGUAAAAGCACUAACACUAGAUGAAAAUCAGAAGCAGUCAGUUACAGAAAUACCAACAGCUCCAUUUUAUAACACUCACAUUGUAGAUCUAACUCUGACAGAAAGAGUAAGCACAGGCACUAAGUUUGCUCUACAACAGUAUCUGAAGACUAAAAUAGUUUAAUUAGUACUUUUGUUGUUCUUUCUUUUUUUUUUCAAUAAUAUAUAAGGCA